Messenger RNA from Homarus americanus (American lobster), 5253 nucleotides. RefSeq names its product diphosphomevalonate decarboxylase-like (gene Mvd). Gene Ontology annotation, cellular component: cytosol. Gene Ontology annotation, biological process: isopentenyl diphosphate biosynthetic process, mevalonate pathway; isoprenoid biosynthetic process. The transcript has 9 exons. The coding region runs from base 250 to 1458 and encodes 402 amino acids. Gene Ontology annotation, molecular function: diphosphomevalonate decarboxylase activity; ATP binding. The record is from RefSeq and is a predicted model, not a curated record. NCBI's taxonomy places the organism in Eukaryota, Metazoa, Arthropoda, Malacostraca, Decapoda, Nephropidae.
AUAUCUACCAAACUAUCUAAAUCUAUCCUUAUAUCUAUCUACCCAUUUAUCUUUCUGUCAUUCUAUAUCUGAAUUCCAGUUGCUCAGGUGAAUGCUGCUUCCUUAUUUAACUUGAAGAGGCGUGACAGAUAACCAACAGCGGGGUGCUCGACCUGUAGGAGCCCAGAAAUAUCCCAGCCAAUUAUACCUCAACACCUCAGUGAAAGUUAACAUUAAAUAGGAGUUAAAGUGACUAUAUAAUCAGUUAAGAUGAAGACUAUCACCUGUACCGCACCUGUUAACAUUGCUGUAAUUAAGUACUGGGGAAAACGAGAUGAGAAGAUCAUACUGCCUCUGAACGACUCCAUCAGCUUCACUCUUAACCAAGAUGAGAUGUGUGCGAGGACGACUGUGGCCGUCUCACCAUCGUUUACCGAAGAUAGAUUUUGGCUGAAUGGCAAGGAAGAAUCACUCGAAAAUCCAAGGAUACAAAACUGCCUGAAAGAAAUUCGCCGCCGAGCUUCAAAACGUAAGUUGGAAGGCUCUAUUGAAGACAUCUUGAACUGGCACGUACACAUCUGUUCUGUCAACAACUUCCCCACAGCUGCUGGUCUGGCUUCAUCUGCUGCUGGCUACGCUUGUCUGGUGUAUGCCCUCGGACAAGUUUAUGGCGUCGAGGGCGAUUUAUCCUCAAUUGCUCGUCAAGGAUCGGGCAGUGCUUGUCGGAGUAUUUAUGGAGGUCUCGUAAGAUGGUACAAGGGAGAACUGGACGAUGGUACCGACUCUGUGGCACAACCCAUCGCUCCUCCUGAUCACUUCCCCAACCUGAGAAUUAUUAUAUGUGUGGCAAACGCUGGUCGUAAGAAGACAGGCAGUACAGAUGGCAUGAGACAAACGGUUCAGACUUCACGGCUAAUGGAGUAUCGCGUCAAAGAAUCCGUCGUCACAAGAACAGAAGCCAUGAUGGAGGCAAUUCAAGAUAAGAACUGGUCAACGUUUUGUGACCUCACUAUUGCCGACAGUAAUGAGAUGCAUGCUGUUUGUCUUGACACUUUCCCUCCCUGUGUGUACAUGACGGACACCUCACAUGCUGUAGCCAGCCUUGUACACCAGUAUAAUGAAGUCAAGAUUGCUCGAGGUGACUUAAACCAUAAGGUUUGCUACACAUUUGACGCCGGACCAAAUGCUUGUUUAUUUGUGCCCGGAGCCGUCGUGAAGGAGGUAUUGGCCUUGUUACUUCGCACCUUUCCUCCAGGUCCCUCACAGAGUCCAACUGAGUACGUCAAGGGCAUCCCAGCUCAGUCGGCUACUUUAUCGAAGGAGUUGAUGUCACUGGGAGAUGAGGACUUUGAAGGAGGAAGACUGAAAUACUUGAUACACACCAGAGUGGGUGAUGGACCAAGACUGAUGCUGGAUGCUGAAUCUAGCCUCUUGGACCAUACAACAGGUGUGCCCAAACCAACUAAUGGUACUGCCUAGUGUUGGAUGAGUACGAGGAAGAUGUGGAGUCCGAUGAGUACAAGUAUGAUAUGGAGUCCGUGCUCAAGGUUCCUGUCUGAAUGUAAGCAGAAAUUCAUAACUGUUUCAUCGCGACUAAAGUAAUUAUAUAAAAUAAAGUCAGCUUAUACCUAUAACAUGAACUAAAAUUAUCUAUCAUUGAGGGAAUAUUUAUCUAUAAUUCCUUAGGACUUUUAUAUUAAUUUAUUGUUUUAACCGAUGAAGUACUGAAUAAUGAGGAUAAUUUAUUAAUCAUAAAAAAAAUAAAUAGAAUCAUAAAACAAACAAAUCGGGAAAAAUAAGAGAAUGGCACGAUUGUGUAAACAGACUCUAUAUGUUUUAUUGUACAAGUUGAAAAUGUCGCUGUCUUAAUAUGCAACGUGUAUACAAAUAAUAGCAAUGUUUUUUUAUACGUAUUUAUGUGUUUGUUUACGAGAAUCUCAUAACAUUACAAGAGUAUAAAACUGUAUCUUGUUCGUGUAAGAGUUUGAUGAGUCAUUCACUAGAACACAAUCAAACUCACUCUUCCAUUAUACUUAGAAACUGUGACCUGACCUGAAGCAUUGCCACCAUCUGAUAACCCUCUGCUAACCUAACCUAAUCUAACCUAACUUGAUGUAACUUAACACUGAUCUAACCUAACUUAAUGAAACUUAACACUGAUCUUAACCUAACACUAACCAAACCUGUAAAUUUUUGUCUGUUCAUUGAUAAACAAACUUCAAUGCGACACCGAGUUAAUUUUCGUUUUUAAUCGGACUCCGAUGUACUCAUGAGAUUUGGCUAUGGAAAUUUAACACAUUACCCCUCCCCCCUUUAAAGGAAUCGUCCCCUCCCCCCUUAAAGAAUCCUGUGUCUUCCCUACAAUGACUAUUACAUCACCCUGACUUGAGGACCUUAGGCCAAAGAUACACGUAGCCUAAGGUACUGUCGUUAUCCAUCCACAAUCAAAAUAAAAUCAUUGUUUACAAGUACAGUAACCCCCGCCCCCCCCAAAGUUCAUCUGAAAACUAUCCUCCAGAUCACUAUAAGCUUAGCCCCCUGGAACACUAUAAGCUUACCCCCCUAGAUCACUAUAAGCUUAGCCCCAAGUUCACCUGAAGAUUAGCUCCCAGAACACCGAAACAUUAGACCUCAGAUUAUUUCACCUUAUUCUUAAAUGCCCUAAUGUUACCUUUGGGGGGUUAGAUUAGGUUAAAUUGGUUGGUAAAAUAAGCUGGGGGAAGGGGUAAAAUAAGCUGGGGGUAGGGGGUUCAUUUUUAGGUGAUUGGGAGCUUUAUAAUUUUUUGCAUAUGAUUUUUUCUCAAUGAUUAUAAACUAUUUUUGUAUAUUUUAUCCUGAUGAGGUAUAAUAAAUUAAUAAUGUACAAAAUACCACAUAAUUCAUUGUGCCUUAAAUGAGGUGCUAAUGGGUCAACACCUCUCUCAAGUAUAAUGGGCCUGAUGAUUGUUUAAUGGGCCUUAUGAUGGUUUAAUGGGCCUUAUGAUUGUUUAAUGGGCCUUUUGAUGGUUUAAAGGGCCUUAUGAUGGUUUAAAUGAGUCUUAUAUUUUACUAUGAAGUUUUAUAAUCAAUGGUGGUAAUAGAGUUUAUAUGUAUUUAACCAUAGAAAUAUUUUAUAUAAUUUUUAUUAAAUAUGAAAGACACAGACAUCCAUUCUUAUUGCCACUUCCUAUAGAGAAACUUUUGAAUAUCCCGACUACUAGUAUAAAUGUGUUGUAAUUAGCCACUACAAAACCAUUUAUUUAGUGUUGUAAUAAACUGCGAACGGUAAAAUACUGAGGUCACCUGAAAAUUACUUCCAAAUUAUUUAACCUUGAGAUUAAAUAUCCUAACAUUAACCUAACCUAAUUAACCCUAACCAAAUUAUUCUUAGGUGUUUAAUCAUCAGGUGAAAUAAGCUGGGGGGGGGGAGGUUAACAAAUUACUAUAUGUAAUUAAUAUGCUUCCAUAUAUUCCAUUAGACUUGCUACAGAUGGAGUAAAACUGAAGAGCCUUAUAGCGCACACAUACACACACACGCACACUAUUGCAGAGCUGCCUUAUACUCAGUGGCUUCUAUAUCCUGUUUAUAGAACAUGUGUACCAGUUAUGUAGUGGUGAAUGAGACCAAGAACGAGAUUUGUUGUAAUUUUACCCUUAAUGUAGCACCUUAAAAAUCGCCCCUUACCUAAGUGGUCAACCGAAAGAGUCACCCCUUCCCCCUGAAACUAUCUAAGGGAGGGGAAGAGGGUAAGGGGGAUAAUCUUCAGGUCUUGGUAUCAAAUACAUUACCGAUCUGUAGCUGCCAUUUUGACCUCUCACACACUCAAGAAUAUAUCAAGAAUUAUUUAAUAUUCUUUAGUAAUCUUUAUAUGCCGAGUUUGUGCUGAAUAUAUAAGGUCAUUCUUUUAUUCUUAAACCCUAAUAGAUUAUUAUUUUUAGGACGUGGUGAAGAAAACAAAUUAUUCAAUGACUUAUACACUAAUUUGUGACUUUGGAAAUAUUGGACAGUUUUACGUGACAAAUAUACAGGGUGUUUCAAAAUAAUGUCUCCACAACUAUGCUGGGUGUCUCAAAAUAAUGUCUCCUCAACAACUAUACAGGGUGUUUCAAAAGAAAAUACAAGUUAAACAAUACCGUUACCAAUAUUAUGACCAAAUAAUGUAAAAAUAAUGUCAUUGUAUUUAAUGUGUGAACAUAAUAAUACCAUGAAGUCGCCUAGGUUGUGAUCAUCAUUAUAAUCAACAUUUAAAUACCAUUAUAGUACUUAAUAUAACAAGGUCCUAUAAUAACAGUGAUCUAUGAUAAUUAUGCCUAUUAGUUUUAAGAUCAUUACUGUAGAAUUUAUUUAAAAACAAUGUUCUUUAAUGUAUUUAUUUAGUGCUUGGUGAUAAUUAUUUAUUAUUUUGUAUUCUGUAUGUAUUUAUAAUGACUAACUUCUGUAAUAGGGUCAAUACAAAGUUCAGCAUUCCUUCUUUUACAGUAGUCACUCUAUAUACAGCACAGAAAUAUAUAGUACAGGUAUAUAGAGUACAGGUAUAUACAGUACAGGUAUAUACAGUACAGGUAUAUACAGUACAGGUAUAUAUAGAGUACUAUACCUAUAUCUUAACCCCAUUAGGUGAUCACAUAUAACCCAAUUGUGUCAUAUGUUUAUAAAUCUUUGCAAUAUUAAUAGAAGACCUUUGGGUUGUCUUAUAUAAAGUAUUAUCAAGUUCAAAAUAUUUAAAUCCUCAGAAAAAAGUUCACAGGUAUUUGACAAAUUAAUCAUGAUGUACUGGAACCUUUUGGUCUUGAUUCACGUAGGUUAUUUGUACGUGUAGGUUGUAGCGAUGAAAGCCGUGGGUACUUUUUAUCAUUACAGUACUGGGUGGGUGUACGGCUUAGGUGAGAUAGUCAGUUGUCUUCCAUUUACAAGUACAGUAUUUGAUAUAUUUAUUUAAUUAUAUAUAUUAUGCAAAUCACCUUAAGAAUCUCCAUCUUUGAUUAUUUCGCCUUAAGAUUAACCACCAUAAUGCUAAACUAACCUAACCUCAUCCCACCCCAAAUAGUGCUAGGGUGUUAGGUGAAAUAAUCCAGGGAGGAGAUUUUGCAGGUGAUCUGAUACUGUUGUGUAGGUCUUGGCAUCAGGGCAUGAGGUGACAUGUUAGUUUAAUAUUCAAUAAAAUAGAAUAUUGUAACUGGUUUUAUUAUAGUUUAUUGUUAUAAGAAUUUUUAAUGGUUGUGGGUAAAUACUGAAUUUAUAUGUAAUGUAGUUUAUUAUUUAUUGUUUUGUAGUUUAAUAAAUAUUGAAGUAAA